UACCAAAGUCCGUAUAUAUUUCGGCCAACAGGGCGAAAGUAUACCCAUGUCAUUUGUGCUGGGUUUCUAUGUGAAUAAGGUGGUGCAACGUUGGUGGGAGCAAUAUAGAUUAUUGCCAUGGCCUGACACUUUGGCGUUAUUCAUCAGCGCUGCCAUACCAAACUCCACUGGUGGAGUUAAUAACGAAACCGGACGCCUAAUGCGUCGCAACAUUAUGCGUUAUAUGGUGCUUGCCUACGUGAUCACGUUGCAACGCAUAUCGCUGCGCGUCAAACGUCGCUUCCCCACCACACAACAUCUCGUGGAUGCUGGUCUCAUGCACGAGUCUGAAUCGAAAAUUUUCGAUGCAUUUAAUGCCAAAAGUCCCAUGUCCAAAUACUGGAUGCCAUUGGUGUGGGCCACUAAUAUCAUUAAUCGGGCACGCAAGGACGGCCUGAUAGCAUCCGAUCACAUUGUGCAAACAAUACUGAUGGAAUUGUCGGAUAUACGACGACGUUUGGGUGGUCUAAUUGGCUACGAUACGGUGUGCGUGCCGCUGGUGUAUACGCAGGUUGUGACGUUGGUGUUAUAUACGUAUUUCAUAGCUGCGCUGGUGGGCCGACAAAUGUUGCCAAACAUGCCCGAUGCCAAAGAUCCAGACUUAUACUUCCCGUUCUUUACAGUGUUGCAAUUUGUCUUCUAUGUUGGCUGGCUUAAAGUCGCUGAGGUGUUAAUUAAUCCUUUCGGUGAAGAUGAUGAUGACAUCGAAUUGAAUUGGCUUAUUGAUCGGCACAUAAAGGCCGCCUACAUGAUCGUCGAUGAAAUGCACGAGGAGCACCCAGAAUUGUUGCGCGAUCAAUAUUGGGAAUGCGUGGUGCCAAAGGAGUUGCCAUAUACGGUCGCCUCAGAGCACUACCGCCGCGAAGAGCCCAAAGGUUCAGCAGAGAACUACAAAAUAAAGAAAGAGGAUGCCAUGUAUGCGAAUAUAGUGCCUGGUGGCGCAAAACGGGGGCAAGUCGAUGACGUUUACGCGGAUUAUGAGAGUGUUGAUACACCGAUGGUGGAUCGCCGCAAAAAUAAUUGGCUGGUGCGACAACUUUCACGCAUGGGUUCCAUACGUAGUCAAUCGACCGCCUAUUCAUCGAGUGGCAUGGCAUUCAAUCGUAAUCGCCUUAAUUCCGUUUACUCAAGUCCCGAGUCUGGCAUGCCGGUCAACAUAUUACAACAACAAUCGAUGCAGCAACAAACGAUGCAGCAACAGCAUGGUGUACAAGCCACGCAAAUGCAAUCGAAACCAAGUUUCUAUGGAAAAUUUGUUAAUCGUAAAUCGCAACGCGCGCAAAAGCAACUGAUUAAGCAAAAUUCCAAGCUAAACGGCCUCAAUGCGAGCAUUCCCAAAGCACGUCCACGCAUUCCCACACCCGAUGUUACCAAAGAGUCUGGUGAAAAAGAUUUGAAUGCCACGAAAACUGUCAUUAUGACAUCACAGUUGAGCACCCCAACCUCCAUGUAUCCGUACACGAGCACGAACAAUCAGGAUGGACCCGUUUUGGGCACACUCUUGUUAUCGCCCAUUAAAGAAAUGGAUAGCUCAUCUUCGAAUAACACUCUGAUUCCAGGGCAUCCGACGACAACGGCGCUGGCACAAGCCGUACUGCCGGCCAAUCUGAAGGAUGUGAACUUUGGUGUUGUCUCACCGCCAGUUACCACUAACAUCACUACACUUUCCUUCCCAUUCACGGUGACCACCAGUUCCGCGGAUACAAUACCCGCUGGCACAUUAAAUAUUUUGCCUUUGGGUGGUACACAAUUGCCGACCAUAACCACCAGCGCCGCCGGCAGUGGUUUUGAUGCCAACGAUCUCAUUACUAAAAUUCCUGUCUCAUUGGCAAUACAGCACUCCUCUUCGAUGCGUUCCAUCAACGACUUUAGCGGCAAUGAAAAUGUGGAUGUGCCGCACAGUUACAAUGACAACACUGGAUCUGCGGGCAAUGGUGGUAGUGCUGGCGGCGGUGGUGGCUUGGUAGCCACAACAAAUAAUGCCAUGCUCACCCUCAAGCCAUUGAAUAGUGGUGCCAAUAUUUCGCGCAAUAACAGCUUUAGUGCCAAUUUAAACAUAAAUCUGCAGGAUUCCUAUAUACUGGAGCGUAAUUCAUCGGUGCGUUCAGCGGCUGAGCCGACGAGCAAUGGCGCCGCCGAAGGCACAGCAUCAGCGCGCCAAACACACGGGGAGGGCGCUUUGACAAAACGCACACCCGAGCCUGCCAAGGGCACUAAGGAGGUGUAUGUGUAGAGCCGUUAAUUAUCGAAUAAUCGAAAGGAAGGCAGGGCUCUACUACAUAUGUAGGCAAUGAAGAGUGGCACUUUAGAAGUCGAUUUAAUUUAAUUAUUGUUAAGGGAUUCACAAGGUGUCAUAAUGAGUCCAUAUGCCAUAGAUUAGGUUAGAGUUGCGGCAAAAAAUUUAAAAACUAUGCUAAAAUGAAUCAAAUUUUUGUUGAUGGCAGAGUCAACCUUAGUAUAUAUUUGGGGGUUUUUGAGACAGAUCUUGCAGUUAAGAAAAUUCAUAUACUCCACAGCGUUUUCUCUGUAUAUAUUUACGAUUCGGGGUGAGGUCCGGCUCUCAUUUCCGGGGUUGAGAUGACCGGUUUCCAAACUAAAUCUACUUUGAACUCACACUAACUACAUUUAAAGUAAUUUCACGUUUCUUAACCAGAGUCCACUUUGUUGUAAAAGGUGUGACCACCCGCACUUUUAAGGAUAUUGCGGUCCGAGACGACGGUGGCGUAAACUAUUUUGCCUAAAGCAGCCUUGAGCGAUUGCAAAUACUUUUGCCUGUUAAUUGCACUUGCAAAGUAAGGAACAUGGAUUUAGCUUCUUAAUCACAGGUUUUCUGAACAAACACCUGCUUCAAAUCCAUAAAUGUGAUAUAUCCCGUCGGAGGUACAUAUCUACCUUCCCAUCUCAGUCGGCUCUCGGUGAGCUAAGGAGCAAUUAUUAUGCUAUGCGCGAUGGCUUUUUCUGUUCCUAAGUAAGUGACUUGCAGCCUACACUGAAGCGGUGUACGUUAUGUCUGGGUGUAAAGGAAUAGGUUUGAGGGCAUUCGUAGGGAACUUCUCAUUGCCCUGUAGGACGGACACAGCUACAUGUAUCUGAAUGUGCUGAAGCCUACCUACUUUAACAUGACCAGUGGUUUCAUAAGUGUCGUCCGGCAGACCAGGUAACCCAUAGAUCGAACGUUAGUACAACUGCCGGUUACUAUUAUAUUGUAUGUCAUAAAUUUGUUACCUAUCCCAGUACACCAGUUUUAGUGAUGAACAGUCAGAGUUAAUCAGGAAGA
This is a messenger RNA of Rhagoletis pomonella (apple maggot), 3316 nucleotides long. RefSeq lists its product as uncharacterized. Gene Ontology annotation, molecular function: chloride channel activity. NCBI's taxonomy places the organism in Eukaryota, Metazoa, Arthropoda, Insecta, Diptera, Tephritidae. The coding region runs from base 47 to 2272 and encodes 741 amino acids. The transcript has 9 exons. The record is from RefSeq and is a predicted model, not a curated record.